Molecule: messenger RNA, 9930 nt
Organism: Paramuricea clavata
Lineage: Eukaryota; Metazoa; Cnidaria; Anthozoa; Malacalcyonacea; Plexauridae
Source: the annotation of a GenBank genome assembly
CUUGUUCACGCGUUUGUGGUUUGGCAAAUUUUGACAAUUUCGAUUUUCUUUGUAAUUUUUACCGCAUUUCUCUGCGAUUUUCCACUUUUAACGAACACAAAAAGGACAGAAGACCUCACUCAUUGUUCAAAGGUGUGGAAUAUUUGGCUGUUUUAACUUAAAAUGUCGUACGAUCAUCAUCAUCGCAUCUACUUGGGUCGGUUGCCAUACGGCACGCGGGAACGAGAUAUUGAAAAGUUUUUGCAAGGAAGCGGCAGAGUACGCGAUAUUAACUUGAAGAACGGCUUUGGGUUUGUGGUAAGUUUAUAGUUUAUCAUGUGGCUUGAUAAAAUAGCAGAUUAAUACUGUUUUUAGAGGUGAAAGCUCAAAAUACUUGAUUCAGAAAUAUUACGUCAUUUGCAUGUGUUGACCGAUGUAAGCUAUCUUGAGAAAAUUGAUAUGAAAUGUGUUUGUACUAAACUUUUGGUUUUGAUUAUAGACAUUUGAUGAUCCUCGGGAUGCACGAGAUGCUGUGUCGGAUUGUAACAAUCGAGAAUUGCUUGGUGAAAGGUAUGUAGUCAACCUAUUAAUCUCGAACGGUAGUGGGUUUUUCAGUGGUGCAGUCGUCAGAGACCCUCUGAGAUUGUGGGUGGUGCAACCCUCUGAGAUUGUGGGUUUGAGUCUCGCUAUGGACUCAUGUGUGGACUUGUGUGAAAUGAGUCAGUCAAUAAUCUGCUGAAAGUCGUGCCUAUGCAGGCUAUGGUCAAAUAGAUUUUUACCCCUAUCAUAUAUUUUUCUCGCAAUUGAAUUACCCCUGUCCACCAUUCCAUCACAGACCAGUCAUUUUUAGUUAAAGAAAAAUGAACUUUCUCUUCCAAGUUAUUUUGGAAUUGCAGAUUCUUUGUGUUUGCUUUUUCCCAUUGCAAAACAGGGCUACAAUUGCAUGAUAAAAUCUAUUUGUUGACUAAAAGUAUUUCUUGUAAUUUGUAGAAUUCUUGUCGAGGCUUGCCGUGGCUCUAGCUCAAGGGGAUAUAGCGGUGGUCCAAGACAAACUAAAGGAAGAGACAAGUAUGUUCUGAGGCCCUAGGAAAUCUAGUUUAUUACCAAAUGUUUAAAUGUGCCCUACUUUAUUAUUUGACUCUGAUGUCAGACAAUUUUUACACAUCAAGGGGGGAGUGAUGCUACUCAAUGGGUUAAUCAGACUAUUUAAGUGGCAGCGCUAUCCAAAUUGUCUGGCGUUAGACAAAGAUAAUAAAGUACUGUGCAUCAGGACACAUUGCUAUUUGAAAGAUUAACUUAAGGUUACAAUAUAUGAUGAGACUCUGAUUUUGUCCAAAAAAUUUUUUUAUAUAGUUAUAUUAAGUAAUAAUAUAUCUAUCAAUUCCAGCAACUUUUUUAAGAAAAUGUUAAAAAGCGACCGAGAUAUAGGGGAACAUGCUAUGACCACUGAAUAGCUUCGCGCGAAACUUGUAAUUAUGAUUGACUCGAAUUGUCAGUCUGACCUCUUGCGGUUAAAUACAAUUAGUAAGGAACCGGUCUAAGCCAACACGCAAACGCAGUAGAAAAGUCACCGAAGCCAACAUCGCGCAUAGCUUGAAGCCAACAUCGCGCGUAGCUUGAACUUCGAGAGACUCUGUAAAUACUACAUUAUAAGCUUUCUAAUGUUGUCACAAUGAUCUAUGCCUCCGAACAAUAACUUAUACUUUAGUGAAUUUCACACCUUGAUAUUUGACGCCAGCAAAGUUCACACUUUGUGGUUUGGCCACAAGUGGAUUAACAUUGGGGGCGUAGAAAUGACAGAAAGAGUGGAAACCUUGCCAAAUCUUAUGUGGUCAUUUGAAGACAAAGCAAAAUUACCCAAUCUCCUCGACAAAAAAGAGUUUAACGACAGAACGUUUUACCCGAUUCGUCCCAAACUUGACCACAAUGUUAAUCAAUAAUAAAGGAACUAAAAGGUGUUCGCGUUUUCGAUUUAGUGCAUUACUUUUCAAUUUAGAAGCAUCUCUUCAACCGCUUAUACUCGCGCAAGAUAAGUCAAGUUGUCUGCUUUAUAUCAAAGCGAAUACAAUAGCUGUCAAAAAAUGCGAACACAUAGAUGAGAAAUAUGAUAUUUUGGGAGCUCCUGAGUUAAACGGUCUGUCGUUAAAUCUCGUGGCGCAGGAGGUGCUAUUUUUCAAAAGAUGUCUCAUUGCGACUACAGGUUAAAACGUGGUGAAUUUUGGUUAAAACAGUAUAGGCCGUGAGAUGAGGGUCGAAAAUAUGCUUAGAAAACAGAUUCCGUAGCACCCCUCGUGUAACUACAUAAUUUUUACAUGAAUCUAUAGAUUAUAACUUACUUAGUUAGAAUCCACUUCCCCCCAAGCGAAAUAGUUGCACAAAUUGAAGUAUAAGCUCUUCAAAGUUCACGCUUCCUCGUGUUUCGGAAUCCAUGAACCGCCAUUGUUGUGUUGCAAAUACGCAUGCGCUUGAACACAAAACACGUAAUGCGCACGCGCAGAUAAGAAAAACUGAUCUCAACUAGGACUGGACAAGGAAAAAAUUAUGAAAUGUGCGAAAGCAGGGCUGAAGUAAAACAAGAUGACAUCGGAAUAUUUUAAAAAUAUAUGAUAUUUUUAUGUUCUGUGCAUUUUAAUGGAGUUUAAAAACAUUUUGAGCAAUGUACCAUAUGCAUGUCGAGCCCUCGCCAGGAACAAUUCCAAGCCAACAUUACAAUAAUAACUUAUUUAAAAUAUGAUGUUAUUUUAUACUACAGCAAUUGCAUAACGUUUGCAAGCGAGUCUGUUUUUCAGGCUUUAAAUAAUAUCACAAUCCUAAAUAUUCUAGAACAUGCAUACCGUAAUUUCUCUAUCCAAUUUAUUAGGGGAGAAGGGGGAGGGGGGGGGGGUUAAUUCUAAUAUAUACAACUGUUUUGCACGUUUGAUUCUCUUUAUAUAUGCAACAUUGGGUACUGUGAUUUGAUAUCAGUAAAAUAUCAUAAUUAUCUUUCAAAUACAAUACUUUCAUGUUUCACGAUUUUAUACAUUAAUUAAUUGGUUGCAGGAGAAAGGGGUGGGGAGUAGGGGUGGGGGGUGCUAAACAGAGAAAUUACGAUAUACCAUAAGGGAGUGGUCAUUAUUUAUGGGGAGGGGGAGUUGGGAAAUGGGGAAAAUAAGGAUUGAAAACUUUUUGUCCCCCCCCCCUCCAGACUGAAGGCAAACUUUGUGCCUCCCCCCUCAUAAAAGUAGAAACUUCUGACCCCCCCCCAGUGUAGAUUGAAAAAUUAACAGCAAUGAAACAGGUGUGCAUUGCAGGUAAAGUUAAAUAUUAGGACAAUCUGUUCAAUCUAGCUCAUGAUGUUUUACCCUGGGGGUUAGCGCUAACCCUGGGUUAAAAGUUUAACCUGUUGUUUUAGUUUGUGUAUUUCUGCACGUCUGUUUAUUUCAAAACUUCAGACAAGUAAACUCCUAUCCAUCCAGACAAGAUCUCUGAAGAAAUAUUUCCAAAUUUAUAGACAAGCUGUCAGGAAGUUUGCUUUGAAUUUUAGGUUAACCUACUGGUUAAGCUAACCCAGCUUUGAACAACCGGCCCCUGGUGAAUAUGAUUCAACCAUAUAUGAUUAAAAAAUAUAUAUUAUGUGUUACUACUUUGCAAUGCAACAUUUGUCCUACCAUAACCCUAACCCAUGACCCGUCUUCAUACAGCGAAAUGAGAUUUUAAGAACUUGUCUAGGGGGUGGGCAUCUACAAAAAGGGGCCAUACUAUAUUGAGUGUGUAGAGACGACAGAUGGUUGUUGGUGACAAAAAGUUUGGUGUGGUAUCGUAUGUACUAGUAGGGGGCUCUGGGUGUAUUCUCCCCCAGAAAAUGUUUUGUAUUUUUCCACCCCUAGAACUGAAAUGUGAGCAUUUUCUGAAACAGAUUUUUGGAUAUACAGCGUUACAUUGUGCGUUGAUAGACCGAAUCUGAUCAGUUAAGUGUACUUGCAUGGUAUGUUUAUGUAAAUACCACAACUGGGUCACUCAGGGGGUAGAAAGCUUGUUAAACUUAGUGGGCCCAACUCCCGCGAUCGCGAGGCGCUACCAUGGUUGGCGCUGAGCAGUAAUUUUGAAAAUUUUGAGUCUCUAGAUCGUUGGAAAUAGCAUUUUCAGAGUCUUCUUUUUUGCUAUUUGUGAUUAUAGAAAUCAGAACUCUAGACAUGGUAUUUAAGUUCAAAAACCUUUAUGACCCCCCCCCCCUUUCUCUGUGUUAAAACUUUUUUUAAUACCCCCCCUAUUUAUAAGGGUAAACCCCUCCCCAUAAAUAAUGACCACUCCCUAAAUAUGUGUCGGUGCUCACAAUCUUAUUUAUUUUCUAAAUCUUUCCCUGUCAAUUUUAUUAGUCCAGGUUCGUUGUUUAUUAUUUCAUUUGCAUUUAAUCCAUUAUUAAUAAGAAUGAACGGAGGUUCAGGCUCUACGCUGACUGGAACUUCAUUACGCACUCGGUUUUUGUACCAGCCAAUUUCGUGUUCAAACACUCGUGUUACGUUGUUGAUCAUGCACGCCUUUAUCACGAACGCCUUUUCGCCAAUUCAGCCGUAUAUUUGUGCAACCAUCGUGAUCAGUUUAUCAAAAAAAAAAAACAAAGGAGAAGGAAAUAGCGUAGUAGGUUUUAGGAGGUAUUGUUAUGCAACAGCAUUAAUGGCGUGACGUUUGCAAUCUAAUUAUAAUAACUUGUGCAUACGACGCGCGCAUACCAAGAGAAGGGAGUUUUUGUCUUAUCUAUUUAGCAUUAACAGGUUUAAAUUUCCACAACACACUGUCCAUUCUCACUCAAGUAAAUUUAAAUAUGCUAUCCAACAGCAUUAAGACGCAAAUCGGAACAAGACCAACAGAUUACCUAACUCAGACUGAGUAGUUUUCUCUUUAUCAAAACAUCACUUCUCUCCAAAAUGUCCAGAAACGUAGCCAUGCAGGAUUUUUGGUCAGGGGGCAGCAAAAACGUAGGUGGGCUAUGUUUCACUUCUUUUUAUAGAAUAAAUUUUCUCAGGGGGCACCAAAAUUUUACCACGGGGGGGGGGUACCCCGAGCCCCAACAUGGCUACGCUAAAGGCGUACAUGAACAACGAAAUACGAGUGUUUGAGGAUUGGUUGGUACAAAAACAGAGUCGUAAUGAGGUUCCAGUCAGCGUAACUCAGAAUUGGUACGUUGGCCCUUGAGGCAAAGAGUUAACCUGCGUUCUUUGGCUCAAUAAUGGAUUAGACGCAAAGCCAAUAAACAACCAUUACCUGGACUAAUAAAAUUAAUUAACGGGAAAAGAUUUAGAGAAUAAAUACGAUUGUGAAUACCGAGUAAUACUUAGUUUAUGGUAUAUAGUCAUUUCUUUGUUUAGCACCACUUCUUCCCCGGCCCUCUCCUGUAAGCAAUUAAUGUAUAAAAUCGUGGAGUGAAAUUGUAUUUGAAACUUGAAAGAUAAUUAUGAUAUUUUACAGAAAAUCACAGUACUCGAUGUUGCAUAUUUAAAGAGAAUAAAACGUGCAAACAGAUUCUUUGUGUAUAUUAGAAAUACCUCUCCCCCCCCCCCCAAAAAAAAAAGAAGAUAAAUUACGGUAUGAGUUCUAGAACGUUUACAGGACCGUACGCAGAAUAUUUUCAUCAGCUGGGGGCAGUAAGGCCUAUAUGCGAAAAACGUCACAAAUAUCCAAUGAAUAAUUAAUAAUGUUAUUGCCUCCCCUGCUGUGUACGGCUCUGAAUGUUUAGGAUUGUGAUAAUAUUUAAAGCCUGAAAAACAAAUUUGCUUGCAAACGUUAUGCAAUUGCUGUAGUAUAAAAUAACAUCAUAUUUUAAUUAAUAUUUUAAAUAAGUUAUUAUUGUAAUGUUGGCUUGGAAGUGUUCCUGGCGAGGGCUCGAUACGGUACAUUGCUCAGAAUGUUUGGUAAACUCCAUUAAAAUGCACAGAACAUAAAAGUAUCAUAUAUUUUUAAAAUAUUCCGAUGUCAUCUUGUUUUAAUAGUCUUGUUCUAUAAUGCAAUGAUCAAGCCGUUGUUCACGUACUGUAGUGUUGUUUGGUCUAAUUGUAGACAAGACAACAUAUUGAAACUUUUCAAGCUUCAGAAGCGUGCCGCUAGAAUAAUUUUAAAUUUUGAACCACGGCAUCCGUCUAUUGAUGCAUUCAAUCAACUUAAUUGGAUUCCUUUUUAUGUCGAAAAAGAUAUCAGGAGGUGCAUGUUGGCGCAUAAACGUAUUAAUGGUGAGGGACCAGAAUAUCUGAAAGAUUUGCUGCUUUUGAAUAGCGAAGUGCACUCUCGUUCCACACGUGGUGCAGGACUGUUAUUUAGAACGCCGAAAUAUUAUCGUCAAACUGCGGGUGGUAAAAGGUUUUCAACAUGCACAAGUAAACUUUGGAACAGUUUACCGCUGAACAUAAGAUCCAUUGCAUCAGCCAAAACAUUUAAACGGUCUAUUGUUAAUAUAUUUUUAGAAUAUCAGAAAGAACAUAAACAUUUUACUACUUUUACUACAAUAUUUUCAAACUACUAAUUUUGUAUUUUAGAAAUCUUAUUUAUGUAUAUAUUGUUUAGUUAAUCUAGUAUGUAUUAUUGUAAUAUUUUAUUGUAUCUGAGGGCCACAGGUUUGUUAGUGUGAAUUCACUAUUAUGUGCUACCCUAGUAAAAUAAAGUUUUUCAUUCAUUCAUUCAUUCAUUCAUUCAUUUACUUCAGCCCUGUUUUCGCACAUUUCAUAAUUUUUCUUGUCCAGUCCUAGAUUGAGAUCAGUUUUUCUUAUCUGCGCGUGCGCAUUACGUGUUUUGUGCUCAAGCGCAUGCGUAUUUGCAACACAACAAUGGCGGUUCAUGGAUUCCGAAACACGAGGAAGCGUGAACUUUGAAGGGCUUAUACUUCAAUUUGUGCAACUAUUUCGCUUGGGGGGAAGUGGAUUCUAACUAAGUAAGUUAUAAUCUAUAGAUUCAUGUAAAAAUUAUGUAGUUACACGAGGGGUGCUACGGAAUUGAACAUAUUCGACCCUCAUCCAACGGCCUAGUAGUCUCUACAGUUAGUUAUGAUUGCAUGUACCAAAUUUGAGGAACGUAACUAAAAAAUUGAGCACGCAGUGACAAUUUUUCUGAAACAGGAAUCUAUCAUAUGAUGUAACCUUAACUUGUAAGUGGCAAUGUGCCCUAAUACUUCAUUAUUUUACUCUGUCUAAUGGGAGAGUGCUGCCACUAAAUAGGUUAAUUUUACAAUGUUUCAGAUACGGAGCACCCAUUCGCACACCAUGGCGUGUUCUUGUUGAAAAUUUGUCCACAAGAGUUAGUUGGCAGGUAGGUCACUAUAAACAUUAGCUUUAUUUGCUAAUUUUAUUACAGUUUAUUGUUUCAGCUUUUAUAGAAACACUUUUAAGCAAUAUUAGAAGGCUUUGGUCUCUAGUGACCAGUAACCUAAUAUGUGUAUUUUUGUCCAUAUAUCUCCCAAAACAUUCCAAGAGUAUCUGUUUAGACAAUUUCCUAAGAAUUUUCCAAGAAAUAUUCUAAGAAAUUAUUUAAAUCAUUUCAGUAAGAUGUGUAGAUGUGAGUCACUGAGCCUGCAGACUGGUGGCCAGCAGGCAUACAGUGAGAGAUGACAGAGGCUUUGAUGCUUGAGGUGUCGUUAGAGAUGUCGUUAGACGAUGCCAAUUGAAAAUGUCAUUGUGAUGUCAUUACAUGAAGCUAAUUGAAUGAAUCGAAUGUUUGAGAAGCUUGAUGUCAUCUAAGAUGUCUGAUGCUAUGUGGCUGCGCUCGGAUGACAUCGGAGAGAGAUGUUUCGACCUGUGUAUCUUUCGAAGAUGCACCUUUAAUUUUUGCUGUGACCUAAAUUCAAUUGCUAUGAAACCUGCUCUAGGUUUGUUGAAAUGAACGAGGAAGCUUUGUCCAAUUCCCAAUUUAAAACAGUUUCAAUUUGACAUACAUUUUCAUUUUUGAACAGCCUAUUUUGAUGCUUUUGUUUAAAUCUAAUUAAGUGUAAAGUUUGUGAGAAUAUGCUGCAUACAACAUAUUUCCAGUAAAAUUAUCGGCAUUCAAUACUGCUGAAUUAAAAUGGGCUAUUAUUAAGAUGUAAUUAAGAAAGAAACAACUUGGCCCUAAUAUUUCACCAGUCACCAAAAAUGACUGUAAAUCUGAUGGAUCAGAGCAUGACAAAACAGCAAUAAAAAAUUUUUUCUCUGAAAAUAAACACCGGUUCAAUAUGCAAAAAGCGAAACUGGUCACAGGAAGAAGAUUGAGAUGAAGAUGUUGUAUAAAUGAAUUUUGAUCACUUCAGGAUUUAAAAGAUUACGUACGACAAGCUGGAGAUGUCACUUAUGGCGACGCCCACAGACCUAACAAGGGUGAAGGGUAGGUGCACACGAUGAACAAAAUAUUGGGGGGGGGGGGUGUGAAUUGAUGGUUUCCUUACAGCAACAGUUACAUGGGAAAAUAAUGCAUCUUUAAUCUUUCAGAGUUCUGGAAUUUGCAACACAUUCUGAUGCUCGAAAUGCUGUAAGAAAGUUAGAUGGAACCACAUUAAAUGGCAAGAAAGUUCGUCUCAUUGAUGUAAGUCAAGUUUCCUUUCAUACUUUUUGAUCAGCUCUUGAAAGAAAUGACAAUCGCUGAUUUUCUAUCUUUGGUUUUAGGACACUCCGAAAACCAAACGUUCUCGAUCUCGAAGCCGUUCAAGGUACAGGAAUUUUGGAUUGUUCAUUUAAUUUGGAUUUAAAUUAUUAGUUCAAAAAUUUAGGCCAAACUAGAUUAAUUUAUAAUAUAAUACUUUUGGGAAAGACCACGUAAAUUUAUUACUGCAAUUAAUUAAUUAAGAUUAAUGAUGAAUUAUUAUUCAUUUAAUAUAUUAUAAUAAAUGAUUACUAAAUUGAUAUAAUUAUUCAGAUCUUCAUCUCGUUCAAGACGACGUCGUAGUAACUCUCGAUCCAGAUCCCGCUCCAAGUCUCGCUCGAGGUCUCGCUCUAAGCCUCGUUCCAAGUCUCGAUCCAGAUCUCCACAGUCCAGAUCUCGCUCAAGAUCGCCACGACGUUCACGUUCCAGAAGUCGUUCCAGUUCCCACUCGCCACGUAACCCAUCUCCAAUGAAGAACAACCAGAAUGGUGGUGGUGAUGAUGGUGGCGAUUGAUUUACAUUUAUUUACAAUAAGUUGUACAAAGACUUCCUAGCCUUCACCAGCAACUACACAAUGUCUUUCUGUACUAAUGUGUUCACACGUUUGCUUGUGUUUGCUGUAGUUUUGCUUAAGUCUAGAGCGAGCAUUUUUUUACAAUAAGAAUCAUACUAAAGCCCCAUACAGACCGGACGCUAUUUGGCAACGCGAUGCGAAUUUUCAGUUUUCAAUGACAUUUAACUUUAAUAUUUUUCAAUGUUUUUCAAAUAUUCGGAACCACUUAAGCAAUUUUAGCUAUUUGAUCUGCAUAUCUUGUGAAAUUUUUAUCCGUUGACGGUUUUAUUUGUUUUUGAAAACUGAAAAUUCGCGUCGCGUUGCCGAAUCGCGUCAGGUAUGUGCGGGUCGCUUGUAGUUUUUGCGAUUUUCAUCUUCUGAUGCUUGUGCAUGAACGAGUAGAUGAAUUGUGAAUAUUCUGAGUAUUUUUCUCACUGAACAUUCAUUCAUAACUCAUUCACUCGUUUACAUCUAUCAGACGAAGAAAAUCGCACCAAGAGCAAAAUUUAUUUGUGCGACAAUGGUUCUAAGGUUGAUCAAACAGAGAAGCUUUCUAUAACUCCUAAUUUAUCCAGCACAUGAGUUUCACCACGAAUAUUAAUCAUUUGCUUGCGAUAUGUAGACAUUUUUAAUCAUUACCCAUGCGCGUUGAAAGGUUAACAACUGUUCAUUUUUCGCAAAAAUAUGAAUGUCAGAUUGCCUUUUGUUAAUAGAGUAACAAAUUAUCGAAUGCACUGUAACGGCAUUGUUGUUAAUAAAUGUUUUAAUUAAUGAACACAUGUCAGAUACUUUUUGUGUUGGUGUUAUGUACUCUGGUGAAUGGC